Messenger RNA from Effrenium voratum, 783 nucleotides. The record is from the annotation of a GenBank genome assembly. Lineage: Eukaryota; Dinophyceae; Suessiales; Symbiodiniaceae.
AUGCCCUCCGACUCCUUGGAGCGCCCGAGGAAAGUCAGACGGCAAGAAAAGCCUCCGCAAGCAAAAGGCUCCAUGCCGAGGCAAGACGCCAGGUCGACCUCAGCGCGAGCGCAGAGCCAAAGCCAGGCCAGAGACUCGUCCGUUGCCCCCAAGAGAAAGGCGCUCAAGUUGAGUUCAAGGCCAGCCACAGGCCCAGUCACUCGAUCUGCAGCGUCGCAGAAGGCGCAGCAGUUGCGGGUGGCCUGCAAGGGCACCAACGUCCGGGCCAUUCAAUUGGCCCUGCAAGACUGUGAACAGACGUGCCGGCUGGGCCUGCUGAAAGAGGAGAAAUGUGCAGCCGAAAGGCGCAUCCAGAUGUUGCAAGCGGAGCAGGCGAAGGCUCGCGCCGCGGCACAGGGUGGCCUUGUGGCGAUCAUGGAGCAGCAGCGGGCGGAGCCAGGCACCCAGCCUGGAUGUGGCAAGAAGUCCGGCGUGCAGGAGGCCCAGACCACGAGCACCACUAGCCUGCAAGUGCUGCAGCCAGUGGCGGUGGGGAGCUCCUUGGAGCCUGGCCUUGUGGGGGAGCUCUUCGACUUCAACACGAAGACCUCGACGGUGGCAGUCAUCGACCACACGUUGCACCACUGGGGGGACAUUUACUCAUCGCUGGCUAUGAAGUGGAAAGGCCUUCUUUUCAUUCGCCAGCCGGGCCAGUACGCCUUCCAAAUCACUUGCUUGGGCGCUGCUGAGCUGAGGAGAUCGAUGGCAUUAAUAUCAUCAAGGAGGACACAUUGGGGAGACUGA